GGGCGGCUGCCGAAGAUGGCGGAGGGGCAGGAGAGCCCCGCGACUUUGAGGCUGGUCAGGAAUGGAAUUGCACCUUUCCUACUUCCAGAGGCUCUAACGAAGGUUCUAGUGCUGGAUGGCCGAGGCCAUCUUCUGGGCCGCCUGGCGGCCAUUGUGGCCAAGCAGGUACUGCUGGGCCGGAAGGUGGUGGUUGUGCGCUGUGAGGGCAUCAACAUUUCUGGAAAUUUCUACAGAAACAAGUUAAAGUACCUGGCAUUUCUCCGAAAGCGGAUGAACACCAACCCCUCUCGAGGCCCCUAUCACUUCCGAGCCCCGAGCCGCAUUUUUUGGCGCACUGUGCGAGGCAUGCUGCCCCACAAGACCAAGCGAGGCCAGGCUGCACUGGAACGCCUCAAGGUGUUGGAUGGGAUCCCUCCCCCCUAUGACAAGAAAAAACGGAUGGUGGUCCCUGCCGCCCUCAAGGUUGUGCGGCUGAAGCCUACCAGAAAGUUUGCUUACCUGGGACGGCUGGCUCAUGAGGUCGGGUGGAAGUACCAGGCAGUAACAGCCACUCUGGAGGAGAAACGGAAGGAAAAGGCCAAGAUGCACUACCGGAAGAAGAAGCAGCUCUUGAGGCUGCGGAAACAGGCGGAAAAGAACGUGGAGAAGAAAAUCAGCAAGUUCACAGAGGUCCUCAAGACCAAUGGACUCCUGGUGUGAGCCCAAUAAAGACUAUUUGCUUCA
Molecule: messenger RNA, 723 nt
Organism: Peromyscus leucopus (white-footed mouse)
Lineage: Eukaryota; Metazoa; Chordata; Mammalia; Rodentia; Cricetidae
Gene: Rpl13a
Product: ribosomal protein L13a
Exons: 9
Coding region: 16-699 (227 amino acids)
Biological process (GO): translation; negative regulation of translation
Cellular component (GO): cytosolic large ribosomal subunit; ribosome
Molecular function (GO): mRNA binding; structural constituent of ribosome
Source: RefSeq, a predicted model, not a curated record